This is a messenger RNA of Brachypodium distachyon (stiff brome), 1400 nucleotides long. RefSeq names its product protein GIGAS CELL1. The transcript is spliced from 4 exons. The record is from RefSeq and is a predicted model, not a curated record. The coding region runs from base 383 to 1081 and encodes 232 amino acids. Gene Ontology annotation, cellular component: nucleus. Gene Ontology annotation, biological process: negative regulation of ubiquitin protein ligase activity; regulation of nuclear division. Lineage: Eukaryota; Viridiplantae; Streptophyta; Magnoliopsida; Poales; Poaceae.
UUCAGAUCCCGCUCCUCGUCUCCCCCGACCGUUAGGUCUAGAGCCCAGAGCCGCCUCCAAGCACAGACCGUAGGAAUCCACCCAGAAAUCAGAUCUCGAUUAGGGCUGUACCUUAGGAAUCAGCCUGCGAGGCUCGGAUCGGAAGGAAUCGGGGAAGAGGUGAGCAGAUCGUGAAGAGGCUCGGACCGGAAGGAAGAUCGGAAGGAAUCGGGGAAGAGGUGAGCAGAUCGUGAAGAGGCUCGGACCGGAAGGAAGAUCGGAAGGAAUCGGGGAAGAGAUCUGCGGAAGGGUAAGGAUUGGCGUGUGAGGGGAACGGGGAGGCAAGAACCUGAGGUAUCUUAGGAUCGUACGGGGUUUCGAAAGUUGCAAUUGGGCUCCCAAGAUGGUUGAAGUGAGGACUGUCAGCAGGACGGCGGUAGCCGAGCGCUCUGGUGGCGGGUUCUUUAUCAGGAGGGUGGAGUCUCCAGGAGCUGUGGUGGAGAAGGGCGCUGCCAAGCGGCUGGCUCGACGGCCCCUGACGCCAUCAAGCAACAAGGAGAACGUGCCACCAGCGUGGGCUGUGGCGACUACACAGAAGAGGAGAAGCACCCUGCCCGAGUGGUACCCAAGGUCCCCACUCCGUGACAUAACGUCGAUCAUCAAGGCUGUUGAGAGGAAAAACCUUCUGCGAGAUGCUGCGGCUCGGCAGCAGCUCCAGUGGACUGAAGACUCCUCAGAACCUGAGAAUCCAGCACAAGCAGAUCAGGAUGUUCAUCGAAGAACACCACCAACUAAUGGAACCCUGGCUGCUGCUGCUGUUGCCUCUGACCCUGCUGGCUCAGCUCAAGCUGUUGCAAGCACCUCAGCGACUUGUGUGGCUGAGGGCACGCUGAAGGCAGCAACUGGUGACUGCUCCUUGCAGACGCCAUCGAGACAAGGCAACCACCCAGCUCUCUCUGAUCUCUUGGAGAAGUUACUGGCAAGCUCCAUUGAACAGAUCGAGAAGAUGGUAUGCCAGAACCUGACGCUAGGUGAUCCCAAGGCUGCUCAGCCCUCCAAGACCCAGGCUGUGCAGAGGCGCACCCUGAUGUCUAUGCGAUGAGCUCGGUUAACCUUCUCCCUCUUGUCUGCCGCUUUCUUAGCCGCUAGUCCUAACCGCAGGUAGCAUUGUGCUAGUGUUUUGGCUUUAGGAUUCAGGGUUUUCAUGGUUCUCUGCUUGAGGACGUGGGGUGGGAGGACACUUGGCUCUCUGCUUGAGGGCAUAUAUGUAUAUAGCUUCUCUACGUUUUAUCAUCAUUCAGCUGAACUUCAUCCUGUGAAAUCAGUUGUUCCACUAUGUAGUAGAAAGACAAUGUGUUUUGAAUCUUAGCAGUAUGCCUCUUGUUAGCUGCAGUACAGGCAUUAUUCUGAGUGCCUUUGAA